This is a messenger RNA of Dermochelys coriacea (leatherback sea turtle), 2230 nucleotides long. RefSeq names its product pre-mRNA processing factor 19 (gene PRPF19). The transcript is spliced from 16 exons. The record is from RefSeq and is a predicted model, not a curated record. Lineage: Eukaryota; Metazoa; Chordata; Testudines; Dermochelyidae. Gene Ontology annotation, biological process: DNA repair; mRNA splicing, via spliceosome; protein ubiquitination. The coding region runs from base 349 to 1863 and encodes 504 amino acids. Gene Ontology annotation, cellular component: U2-type catalytic step 1 spliceosome; cytoplasm; Prp19 complex. Gene Ontology annotation, molecular function: ubiquitin protein ligase activity; protein binding.
CCCAGUGCAUUCUGGGAAUGGCAGUCUCCAGGAAGAGGUGCAUGCCGGGAGCGGCAGUUCCAGCCAGGCAGUUCUCCCCCUCCGGAAACUCCCGAGCAGUAGCCGGAAGGUCCCGAUCUAUGCGGCGAGCCGGCCCGGGGCAUGCCGGGAAGAGUAAAGUUCCGUUUCCGGUGAGGGCGGGACUCCGGGUCUCCCGCGCGCGCUGGGGCCCCGCGUGAGCGAGUGGACGCGGAACGGGGCCGCCCUCAGUUGGGACCCGGAGAGGAGACACCCUGCCCCCGGAAGCAGAACCGGAAGCGGAGCCCGUGACCCGGAAGCAGAACCGGGACCCAUAGGGGAGACGCCGCCAUGUCCCUCAUCUGCUCGAUCUCAAAUGAGGUGCCAGAGCACCCCUGCGUGUCUCCGGUCUCAAACCACGUCUAUGAGCGAAGGCUGAUUGAAAAAUACAUCGCGGAAAAUGGGACUGACCCAGUGAACAACCAGCCGCUGUCUGAAGAGCAACUGAUUGACAUCAAAGUUGCCCAUCCGAUCCGACCCAAGCCACCCUCGGCCACCAGCAUCCCGGCCAUUCUGAAAGCCCUUCAGGAUGAGUGGGACGCUGUCAUGCUGCACAGCUUCACACUCCGCCAGCAGCUGCAGACCACCCGCCAGGAGCUGUCGCAUGCACUGUACCAGCACGACGCUGCCUGCCGCGUCAUCGCCCGUCUCACCAAAGAGGUUACCGCUGCCAGAGAAGCGCUAGCGACUCUGAAACCCCAGGCUGGCCUCAUAGUCCCUCAGGCCAUGCCAUCUUCCCAGCCCAACAUCACGGGUGCUGGCGAGCCAAUGGAUCUCGGAGAGCUGGCAGGCAUGACCCCUGAGAUCAUCCAGAAGCUUCAAGACAAAGCCACAGUGCUGACCACGGAGCGUAAGAAGAGAGGCAAGACGGUUCCAGAGGAGUUGGUGAAGCCGGAGGAGCUCAGCAAGUAUCGACAGGUGGCCUCACAUGUGGGCUUGCACAGCGCCAGCAUCCCAGGGAUCCUCGCUCUGGACCUUUGUCCUUCUGACACCAACAAGAUCCUCACCGGCGGGGCGGAUAAAAAUGUCAUUGUCUUUGACAAGAUCUCGGAGCAGAUCCUGGCGACUCUCAAAGGGCACGCCAAGAAGGUCACCAGUGUAGUGUUCCAUCCGUCCCAGGAGCUGGUGUUCUCUGCUUCUCCCGAUGCCACUAUCCGGAUCUGGUCAGUCCCAAGCGCCACUUGCGUGCAGGUUGUCCGGGCCCAUGAGAGUGCCGUGACGGGGCUGAGUUUGCAUGCCACGGGCGACUAUCUCCUGAGCUCCUCUGAUGACCAGUACUGGGCUUUCUCUGAUAUCCAGACAGGCCGUGUGCUCACCAAGGUCACGGAUGAGACCUCUGGCUGUGCUCUCACCUGUGCUCAGUUUCACCCUGAUGGGCUCAUUUUUGGGACGGGGACUAUGGACUCUCAAAUCAAGAUCUGGGACUUGAAGGAACGCACCAAUGUGGCAAACUUCCCAGGGCACUCGGGUCCCAUCACCAGCAUCGCAUUCUCAGAGAAUGGCUAUUACCUGGCCACAGCUGCUGAUGAUUCCUCCGUCAAACUCUGGGAUCUGCGCAAGCUCAAGAACUUCAAGACGCUGCAGCUGGACAAUAACUUUGAGGUGAAGUCCCUCAUAUUUGACCAGAGUGGUACCUACUUGGCCCUGGGUGGCACAGACGUCCAGAUCUACAUCUGCAAGCAGUGGACGGAAAUCCUCCACUUCACAGAGCACAGUGGCCUGACUACGGGUGUGGCCUUUGGCCACCAUGCUAAAUUCAUCGCUUCCACAGGCAUGGACAGGAGCCUGAAGUUCUACAGUCUGUAGCCUCUUUUACUAGGAUCUGGGGGGAUGGGCUGUGUCCUUCACUGUAGUGUUGGGGUUAUUGAGGGGGAGGUAACAUGGGUGGGUGGGGUUAUUGCUUUACUUUGAUGUAUCAAGGGCAGGCCAACCUAGCGCGUCCCCUUCCCUGUGCUCAAAGGCUUUGUUUUUCCAGUUUUAUGUUUGUCUUUCCAGCUUAAUUCUGUUCCGUGACUGUAACAAACAAAAUAGAACCAAACCCAUCCACUAACAGACAGCUGUGAAUGAGAGGCUGGGUGGCAUAGGAAAGGGAGGAUGGGGAAAUGUGCUUUUUUUAUAUAUAUAAGCAGCUAUCUACUUUCAUUAAAAAAAAAAUAAAGAAUGUUGAACCCUC